Molecule: messenger RNA, 2295 nt
Organism: Fusarium redolens
Lineage: Eukaryota; Fungi; Ascomycota; Sordariomycetes; Hypocreales; Nectriaceae
Exons: 1
Coding region: 67-1980 (637 amino acids)
Source: RefSeq, a predicted model, not a curated record
GCUCCGUUGAAAACCGGGGCUCCUCCUCCUCCUAGGUCGGGCUCUUAUAUAAUAAAAGGAUACGAAAUGUUUUGCCAUCGCUGCUAUAUACAAACUUGCAAAUACAUAAUCCACAUCAUAUUGCCUUUUUACUCAUCUACAAUGUGGAAUGCACUUCUUCUGCUCGGCGCGACUAUCCAGUUUGCGUUGGCCCAGGAGGGUGCUUUCAGCUGUGCCAAGUUCUGGCCAGGUGUCAAACCUGGAGAUAGCUUCACCGUCGGCGGCCAAUGUCGAAUGCUAGAGGGUUACCCAAAGACCAUUGGAAACACAAAAGUCAGCGUCAUCUACACCGAGGACUGGAGCACCAGUGCCAAGCUCGUCGAUUCCCUGCUGCACGAAGCCAUCACCGAGAGUGUCGCCUACUAUGGGAACUUCGCAACGGUCCCGGACCUCGUCAUCAUCCUCGGGGCUGCUCCGAACCCCAAAGCUUCUCUCGAUGCGUCGUUUCCCAUACCAAACGGCCCCUGCCAGAUCAGGAGCUUUGAGUUUUGGGGCGCGGAACAGGCUCUCAAGAUGGAUCCGAAGGCCAUGCAGGGCGUUGCCCACGAGAUCUACCACUGCGUGCAGCAAGAGUUCAACGGAGGGCAGACCCCUCCUGUAGGCCCGUCACGGUGGGUGGUGGAGUCGUCGGCCGACUAUUUUAGCAACCUCGUGUUCCCUCGAGUAAAUGACGAGUGGAGCCGUGCCGUACAUUACGACCCAGGGGUCCCCAUCUGGAGGAAUGAGUACAACGCCAACAUAUGGUUCCAGUCUCUCGAACCCUCGCACGACUUGACCUACAUCCACCAGUUUGUCACGUCAACUGUUUUUACAAACAGUGAAAACGAAGAGCGGGCCCGCCUCGCCGCUUAUGCCACAUUUGCAGACGACUUUUUCGAAUUUGCCAAAUCCUUCACCAUUGGUUCUAUCGUAGAUUCAGGCGGUGGAGAUGUCCCGAGAAUUAACACUCCUGACGAUAUUGGUAUCAUAUGGUCUGUCGACGAGGAUGCCACCGAGGGAACUGCCGUCUUGGAAACCUCCCCGUUUACCAUAAGGGAGUUUUCAACGUCCUUCGAUCCAGGCCAGAAUAUCAAGCUCUAUGCGUCCACCACAGGGAACCAGCGACUGGCAUGGAGGCUUGUAGAUCCAAACACUUGGAAUGCAUUCCCUAGCGAUGCAUCAGGCGGUGGAUCAGAAGGUGUCAUCACUAUUCCUUGUGCCUCGGGCCCAGUAGCGGUUUUUAUACUCUUCACCUCGACCGAGGACAAAGACACAGACAAGGUUGAGAUCAGCUUCGUCCAGGAAUACGAAGACAAGGAAUGCUGCAAGAGGCGCUCUGGAAAAGGGGCCGGUAAGAAAGAGUGCUCAACAACCACUGUCAAGCGUCCUCGCCCGACUCGACGUCCUCGUCCAGCGUCGACAGCCAAAGGCUCUUGCAAGGGCUCGAAGAUUCCGAUGGACUCAUGUUUGAAAAAGUCUUGGAGUCUUGAUAUCCCAACGACUCGGAAAUUUAUGGAGGACAUUCUAACAGCCAUCCCACACGUUACCGUCAAGGAUGUGCGGGUCAGCGGAACCGCCAAACUCGAGUUCCACGGCAAACAGGCCACGUUUACGUAUGAUGGCUUCACCGUCGCGUAUGUUCAGACGCUGCUGGACAGGGACACACCGGUCAGCGUUGUGGUCAACGGGAAAGCGACUGGUGUCGUCUCCACGGCUUCAGGAGGAGACGGUUCUGGGACAUUAUGCCUUUCCUUCACCAAGGGGUCGGGGACUGCCGAGGCCAAGGUGCCGUCACUGGGCGUCGACACCAAAUUUGAUCUUGCACCUGGCGGAGGUUAUUUCUCCAACGGCAAGGCCACGUAUACCUGUCAAGGUGACAAAAUGACACUCAAGCCUAUUGGGUCUCCGAAGACCAAGAAUGGUGUACCCAGCUGGGGCCCUUACUCGUACAAUGCGAAAUGACAGGGGGAUACUUGAUUCGUGAGUUAUGUGCUUAUCUUGGGCCGAGGCUGGAUAGGGUUGGUUGAGUUGUAGGAGGCUGUAAGUGUCUCUCGGUUCACGAACGGAGUCCGCAAAUAGCCCGCAUUAUCCAUAGCGCCCCAGAGCUACGACUCUUGUGGCCGGAACUCCUAAUAUAGGGCAGCGGCCGGCUUACCAUAAUGGGCAUAAUUCUUGGACUGACUCAUUCCGCUCUUAACGCGACAAGACUCUGGACGUAUCGCGCCCUAAACCGCUUCUACAGCCAGCAGCUGGGGAGCGUCCUACAGCCAACUAUAG